Messenger RNA from Rotaria sp. Silwood1, 240 nucleotides. The record is from the annotation of a GenBank genome assembly. NCBI's taxonomy places the organism in Eukaryota, Metazoa, Rotifera, Eurotatoria, Philodinida, Philodinidae.
AUGAUUCGACAAAUAACAGAUAUGAUUGUAGCUAACGGACUCGCUGCAGCUGAAACUGUUGUCUGCGUGAAAGAUUGUUGGCAAAUCAGCCGAGCAUCGCAAGGUACUAUUCAAGUAGAUCCAAAAGCUUUUUCAACUGGUAUUCUAGCUGGGACUGAUUAUAUUCAUUCGAGAAAACUUAAAUUUGGUCUCUAUUUAGCAAACAUUGACACAGCAGAACGUUCAUAUACAGAAACCUAA